Symbiodinium necroappetens is the source of this 1292-nucleotide messenger RNA. NCBI's taxonomy places the organism in Eukaryota, Dinophyceae, Suessiales, Symbiodiniaceae. The record is from the annotation of a GenBank genome assembly.
GUAUGCCUACUUCCUUGAGAUCACACACCUGCGUAACCAGCUCUACAUCAAGCACCAAGAGGGUGAUGAGAAUUUUGAGCCCGUUGAAGCUUACUUUUUUGACCCGACCGAGUAUCUGGAGGAGGAGUUGCGACAGCAGUUAAAUGACAAGAUCACGCUUAGUGUGAAGGUCUACAGUGACAAGCUGAGAAUCUGCCAGCGGCGGAUUGCAGAUUUGGAGCUGCAGCUUGAGACUGUUGAGGCUCUGAGCCGCAGUCGAGAAGAUGACAGCGCGGACAACUGCAUUCAGUUUGCGUGCAACAAGCACGGCUCCCAGAACGUCAUAGACUCCCUGGCCAGACUGGCGGACAAGGAGAUGAUCGAAUGGGCUAAGACUGUCGUCAAAUUGCAGACUUCCCCAGCUGCCGACGAGUCGCCUGUGCAACAUCAAGCAUCGGCCAAAAACGUGGAGGCGCUUCGCCAGGCUCUGAUGCAGGCUGGCACCGAGCUCGAGGAAGAGCGAGCGUUACGGAAGAAAGCCGAGGAGGAGAUUGCCGCACUGCAGCGCGAGGCGCAGAAUCUCCGCGAUGCCGCCGAGGCCCAGGCUCGGCGCAGUGACUCGAUGGCAGAGGAGCUGCGAGCCAACUCGAAGCCGAAAUUUCAAGCGGCCAAAAGCCGCGUUUUCGAUGACGCGGAGGAGAUGGACGAGCUCCGAAAGCAGGUCGCCAAGCUGAAGCUCCAAUUGGAGAAAGAGCGCUUGCGAGCUGCUGAGCCACCUGUCGAAGCCAAAGCCAAGCUCGACGACUACGAUGAAGCGCAAGCCAUCCUGCAGGAAGCGCACGUGGCUGCAGGCAAUGAGCCACCACCAGAGGACACGACGCUGAGCGACAGUGCUGUACAGAUCCGGCAGGUGUUGCGAAAGAGGACGCAAGAGUUGGAGAAUCUCCGCGGCGCCUCGAAGGAAGCAUCGAGACAGUCCAGCAAGAAACGGCUGCCGGGCGAUGGCGAGGAAGAGGACGAGGACCCAGAGGAACGGGCGGCAGAGUUUGAAGCUGCCGUGGAUGCAGAAAUCGCACGCCGAGCUGCCAGCAAAGCAACAGUGUCUGGCACUGGCUGCGAAUGCGAGGUGCAAACCAACAUCACGGCCGCGGGUGAUAGCUUCUACUUCCUGGAAGCUCCUGAAACAGAGCUCGAGGCUGCCAUCCGGGCGGAGCUCGAGGACCUAAAGGCCUGUGCGCAGAGCGCCUACUUGCCAGCGCUGGGCGCUAUCCGACUGGCGCAGCAACCUCCGAAGGGUCAGGGAAGCGGCCGGU